AUGGCAUCUGAUAUGAAAGCCUCGAUCCACCGCUUCCGCCUCCGCCGGGUGUCUCCAUCGAAAGGUGUCGGCGGUCGGGCCCGGUCCGCUUCACCUCCGGUAUCUCCUGAUCAGCGCCUUCAGGACGCAGAUGCAACCCCAGCUCAACGAGAGACGCAAAGUCGUCGUCAGGGCCAAGAUCAGCAGCAGCAGCAGUAUCCUCAGCUGGUCACUGUCAGCCGGAGCUCCGGGGCAAGACCCACAGCGCCGGCCUGUGACCGGUGUCGCAGUUUCAAAAAGAAGUGCAGCCGCACGUAUCCCGUAUGCUCUCUAUGUGCCAGCGCCGGUCAGCGUUGCUCCUACACCAACCCCAUUGCCAAUGCCGAAGCUCAGACUCAUCACUUGCGCUCGCGCGUACAAUGGUUGAGUCAGUACAUCGAUCAAAACCUCCUCCCGCAGGGUCAGGGUGGGAUCGACAAUGUCAAAACAGGAACUGAUCUAGGGACCGUACUGGGUGGCCACGGGCUUCGGAGUGGCACUACGAAUCCAACCACGGAAUCAUCACCACUUUCACAAGUCCCCGGCUCGGCCACUUCCCCGUUGGAUAUUACAGCAUCUCUUCCUACGACGCGUGGACAGGAUCAUGCAUCGACCGAACAACAAGGCGCCGAGGCGCGAUUCGAGGAAAGGGACCCCGGGAGUGUACGGACGACGAGUAGUUAUCUCUCCUACCAAGGAUCAACAGAAGGAUCUGUUAUCCGGCGAAGAGUGAUCGCUCGGCAGGCCCUGCCUCCUAAUAUUGCCCCGAGUCGCUUUGUCGAUGCCUUCUUCAGCCACGUGAACAGGGCAUAUCCUUUUGUCGACCAGGCUAGAAUACGACGAGAUCUAGAAAUACUGGGGGACGCCUCUCCGGCAGAUCAGGAUCCGCCCAUGACGUUGCUAUAUCUUGUCAUGGCUAUUGGAUGUACGUCGCUGGUGAGGGCUGGCCAGAUACCCUCUGAUACGGCACGACAGUUCGACGUGGUGUACCCAGACAUUAUCCAAGAGUGCCUCUGUAACGAUAGUAUCGAAUCUGUGCAGAUUCUUGUUCUGUUGGGACUGUACUCCCUGUUUGACCCGGCGGCGACCUCGGCAUAUUUCAUCGUUGGCGUCGCAGCACGGCAGGCUAUAGUCAUUGGCCUUACUCGACCAGACGACUUACCACGAACGGCAAUAGAAACUGAGCUCAGGCACCGACUGUACUGGAGCAUCUUCGUCCUCGACCGUAUGAUGUCGGCAUCACAGGGACUUCCACCGGCCUUCACAGACGAACAUGCGAACAUUCCCCUUCCGGGCCUCACUGUAGAGGAGUUUGCCAGUCCAGAUCGAGCGGUGUAUGCUCGCAAUCUGCAGACCAGCCGGCAUGUUAUCCAGCUCCGUCAACUGGAGUAUCGAAUUCUGCACGCCGUGCACCUCCAGCGAGAUGCCGACACUACGCGCUUAGCCCCUGUAGAUCGGCGUGCAGUCUUGAGCAGUUUGCGAUCUGAGAUCGAAGACUGGUACAGCAACGGCUGUCUCAUGUCACCAAUGGAAGCAGAUAACCUGCCCAUCCAUAGCAGCAUUACCUGGCUAAGCGCGCAAUAUUAUCACCUGCUUGUUCUCCUCUACUUCCCCAACCACUUCAACAGCUCGGCUGCAGCUGUUACUCGACAAGAGCAGCUGGAGUUUGCUCGCAAGCAGCUUCAAGCUAACUCGGCGUUGCUUCAACAACGACAACUACCCCUAAAUAGAGUGUCGCUGAGUCGGCUAUUGCCACUUUGCUUGGUGCUGAUGCAUGAUUUCGUAGCAUCAUACAACUCUGCUCCAGAAUCGUCAUCUUUCUCAGCUCGGGACGAAGUCAGUAUUCUUAUCACGCUUCUCGAAGCGUUUCCCAAAGAAUGGGCAGUGGCACAGGGUGCAACUCGCAUUAUGCAACAGUUUGUAGCCGUAAUGGGAGGACAAGGAGGCAUAGGCACAGCAUACUUUGGCUCAGCGACUGUGUUCCAGCCGACAGGCAAGGAGACUAUCGAAGAGCUGGCCAAGCCAUGCAUUGUCGGCUUUACAGAGCUGCUCCGUAAGUUUCUGGGCAGGGCUACAUGCUUCCAAUCGAUCGAGUACGCCCAGGCGGAGGCGCAAGAGGUUGAAAGAAUAGGACAGGUUGGUGUUGCGACACAGCAGCAGCAACAACAACAACAGCAGCAGCAACAACCGUCUACUAAUUCGGUAUGGCUGAAUGGAGUAGAUUCGAACGCAGCCGGAGGAAUGAACGAGGAGACCGUGCUAGGAUAUGGAUGGGGUUCGUGGGAUCUUGAUUUUCUCUAA
Messenger RNA from Fusarium sp. VM40, 2319 nucleotides. NCBI's taxonomy places the organism in Eukaryota, Fungi, Ascomycota, Sordariomycetes, Hypocreales, Nectriaceae. The record is from the annotation of a GenBank genome assembly.